Molecule: messenger RNA, 1454 nt
Organism: Scleropages formosus (Asian bonytongue)
Lineage: Eukaryota; Metazoa; Chordata; Actinopteri; Osteoglossiformes; Osteoglossidae
Gene: ctsla
Product: cathepsin La
Exons: 8
Coding region: 16-1179 (387 amino acids)
Biological process (GO): proteolysis
Molecular function (GO): cysteine-type peptidase activity
Source: RefSeq, a predicted model, not a curated record
CGGUCACAUGCGGUGAUGACCUCAGAGGGCGGGAUAACGAUUCUCACAGCCAAUCAGAGGCCUCGUGGGUGGAGCUACAUGCAGCCUCCCUAUAUCUUGGGCUUCCAAAACAAUCGCCAAGAAAUUCCAUCGGCCGGAAUCGGUAGCGCCCUGACUGUUACCAUGAGGCUGUGCCUUCCUGUGUUCCCCCUGUUGCUCGCUGCAGCCUGCGCUGCCCCCGGCUUCCUGGACCCGCAGCUCGACCAGCACUGGCACCAGUGGAAGAGCUGGCAUGGAAAGACCUACCUCGAGAAAGAAGAAGGCUGGAGGAGAAUAAUUUGGGAGAAGAACUUGAAAAAGAUCGAAUUGCACAACCUGGAGCACUCCAUGGGAAAGCAUUUGUACCGUCUGGGUAUGAACCACUUUGGGGACAUGACGCACGAGGAGUUCAGGCAAGUCAUGAAUGGCUACAGAUACAAGCCGGAGAGGAAGUUCAAAGGGUCAACGUUCAUGGAGCCCAACUUCUUGGAGGCCCCGCAGCAGAUUGACUGGAGGGAGAAGGGUUAUGUAACUCCAGUCAAGGAUCAGGGCCAGUGUGGUUCCUGCUGGGCUUUCAGUACCACAGGCUCUUUGGAGGGCCAGAUGUUCAGGAAGAUUGGCAAGCUGGUGUCCCUGAGUGAGCAGAACUUGGUGGACUGUUCCCGUCCUGAGGGGAACGAGGGCUGCAAUGGCGGGCUCAUGGAUCAGGCCUUUCAGUACAUCAAGGACAACAACGGCUUGGACUCGGAGGAAUCUUACCCAUACUUGGGAACUGAUGAUCAACCGUGCCACUACGAUCCAAAAUACAACUCCGCCAACGAAACUGGCUUUGUGGACAUUCCAAAAGGGAAAGAACAUGCUCUCAUGAAAGCAGUGGCUGCUGUUGGCCCAGUGUCUGUUGCCAUUGAUGCUGGUCAUGAGUCUUUCCAAUUCUACCAGUCUGGGAUCUACUAUGAGAAGGACUGCAGCAGCGAAGACCUGGACCAUGGUGUGCUUGUUGUGGGUUAUGGUUUUGAUGGUGAGGAUGUUCAUGGCAAGAAGUACUGGAUUGUCAAAAACAGCUGGAGUGAGAGCUGGGGUAACAAAGGCUACAUCUACAUGGCCAAGGACCGGAAAAACCACUGUGGCAUUGCAACAGCAGCAAGCUACCCCCUGGUGUAGUCAUCUUAGGUGUUUUUCCAAUUUCUCUACCCCUCCUCCCCCAAUUUUUUUUUUCUUUUUUUUUUUUUUUUUUUUUUUUUUGUCCCCCCCCCUUCAAUGACCACCAUUCAUAUUACAACCAGAAUAAGGCUGUCAUACAAGAAAAAUCAGUGUGGUUUCAGUGGAAUGUCAUGGAGUUUAUGCAACUUUAGUUUGUUUUAUGCCAUUGUUUUAAUUUUAAACUUGAUUACUUGUAAAUAUGCAUGGUCCUAGUAGAAGCCUGUUUUAAAAUUUUA